Messenger RNA from Saccharomycopsis crataegensis, 1518 nucleotides. RefSeq names its product pyruvate kinase CDC19 (gene CDC19). Lineage: Eukaryota; Fungi; Ascomycota; Saccharomycetes; Ascoideales; Saccharomycopsidaceae. The transcript has a single exon. Gene Ontology annotation, cellular component: cytoplasm. The coding region runs from base 1 to 1518 and encodes 505 amino acids. The record is from RefSeq and is a predicted model, not a curated record. Gene Ontology annotation, biological process: glycolytic process. Gene Ontology annotation, molecular function: potassium ion binding; pyruvate kinase activity; magnesium ion binding.
AUGUCAUCCUCUUCUCAAUUGAAAUGGCUUUCCAGCCUUAACGUCAUGGAAACCCCAGACAAGUAUUAUCGUCGUUCCUCUAUUAUUGGUACCAUUGGUCCAAAGACAAAUAGCGUCGAAAUGAUGGUCAAACUUAGAAAAGCCGGUCUUAACAUUGUCCGUAUGAACUUCUCCCAUGGUUCGUAUGAGUACCACCAAUCUGUCGUUGACAAUGCCAGAAAGUCCGAAGAAGUUUACCCAGGUAGACCUUUGGCCAUUGCUUUGGACACUAAAGGUCCAGAAAUCAGAACUGGUACCACCAUUGGUGACAAAGAUUACUCUAUUCCUGCUGGUCACGAAAUGAUUUUCACCACCAAUGACGAAUAUAAGACCAAGUGUGACGACAAGGUGUAUUACAUUGACUACAAGAACAUCACCUCUGUCAUCGAAGUUGGCCGUAUCAUCUACGUUGAUGAUGGUGUUCUUUCCUUUGAAGUCUUGGAAAAAGUCGACAACCAAACCCUUAAAGUCAAGUCCUUGAACGCCGGUAAGAUCUGUUCCCACAAGGGUGUUAACUUGCCAGGUACCGAUGUUGACUUGCCAGCUUUGUCUGAAAAGGAUAAGGCCGAUUUGCGUUUCGGUGUCAAGAAUAAGGUCCACAUGGUUUUUGCCUCAUUUAUCCGUACUGCCGACGAUGUCAUCCAAAUCCGUAAGGUCUUGGGUGAAGAUGGUAAAGACAUUCAAAUCAUUUGUAAAAUCGAAAACCAACAAGGUGUCAACAACUUUGAUGAAAUUCUCGAAGUCACCGAUGGUGUCAUGGUUGCUCGUGGUGACUUGGGUAUUGAAAUUCCUGCUCCACAAGUGUUUGCUGCUCAAAAACAACUUAUUGCCAAAUGUAACUUGGCUGGUAAGCCAUGUAUUUGUGCCACCCAAAUGUUGGAAUCUAUGACUUACAACCCACGUCCAACUCGUGCCGAAGUUUCUGACGUCGGUAACGCCAUUCUUGAUGGUGCUGACUGUGUUAUGUUGUCUGGGGAAACUGCCAAGGGUAACUACCCAAUCGAAGCCGUCACCAUGAUGCACCACACCGCCUUGCUCGCCGAAAAAGCUUUGCCAUACGGUGCUCUUUAUAACGACAUUCGCUCUUGUCAACCACGUCCAACUGAAACCGUGGAAACCAUCGCUAUGGCUGCUGUCAGUGCUUCAUAUGAACAAAACGCCAAGGCCAUCUUCGUCUUGAGUACUUCUGGUACCUCUGCCCGUUUGUGUUCUAAAUACCGUCCAGUCUGUCCUAUCGUUAUGAUCACCAGAAACCAACACUCUGCUAGAUACUCUCACUUGUACCGUGGUGUUUAUCCAUUGGCUUACAACAAGGAACCUCUUGCUGACUGGCAAGCCGAUGUGGAAAUCAGAUUGAAGACUGCCAUUGAAGAAGCCAAAAAGAUGAACAUGAUUCAAGAAGGUGACUCCAUUAUUGCCAUCCAAGGUUGGACCAAGGGUUUGGGUCACACCAACACUAUGAGAAUUUUGACUGUUUAA